This is a messenger RNA of Rhincodon typus (whale shark), 1611 nucleotides long. Its product is annotated as EF-hand calcium-binding domain-containing protein 4A-like. The transcript has 10 exons. Lineage: Eukaryota; Metazoa; Chordata; Chondrichthyes; Orectolobiformes; Rhincodontidae. Bases 152 to 1453 code for a protein of 433 amino acids. The record is from RefSeq and is a predicted model, not a curated record. Gene Ontology annotation, molecular function: calcium ion binding.
GCAAAGAAGACUGCAGACUGUAACCAGCGACAGGUGAGACUCUCCACUGAAGAAACAAAGUCACUCGGUUGUUUCAGACCAAUCUGUCAGCUUUUAACAGCGGUGUGCUCACUGGGCUGUGUGUUGUUUGUGGGGCUGGAGCAUCAACUAGAUGAUGUACAGAAAGAGAGAGAUCCCGGCUGAUGUUUGGUCUGCAGAAGGAGUGGAUCCCAACACCGUACAGUCCACCAGGGACACCAAGACAAAUCCAGGUGGACCCGUCACUCACCAUGAGACAUACGAAAAGGCCCGUGAACUCUUCCAGUUGUGUGACAAAGAGGAGAAGGGCUUCAUUACCAAGCGAGACAUGCAGAGACUGCAGAAUGAAUUACCUCUGACCCCAGAGCAAUUGGAAGCUGUCUUCGACAGUCUGGACCAGGAUAACAAUGGCUAUUUAACACCCUUGGAAUUCAGCAUGGGAUUUGGACAAUUCAUAGGUGAUGAGGUAUUGCCAACAACGGAAAGUCGAGAAGGCUCCAAGCUCGAGGAAACAUUUGAAUCUGGCUGGUCUGACGACCUGGAUAUCAUAGACGAUGAGGAAGAGAAGCGGUUUUGUUUCAUGAUGCAACAACUUGGUGCCUCACAGGUCUUUGAGGAUCAAAGUGAAGUGAGAGAGCUAUGGACCAGGUUGCGGAGAGACAAGCCUGAGCUGCUAGCUAACUUUGAACAGUUUUUAUCUAAAGUUUCAACACAUAUCCAGGAGAUGCAAAAUGACAGGGCAACCAUGGAGCAGGCAUUGAAACGGAAGGAGUGUGACCAUGAUCGAGAGGUUCGAUGCUUAUAUGAAGAAAUGGAGCAGCAGAUUAAGAGAGAAAAAGAAAAAUUGUUAAAUCAGGAUGUGUGGAAGCACAGUGACCGAAAUCAUCAGCUACAGAGGGAACUGAGCAGUAAGGAGCAGGACUUAGAAAAUAUCAUUCAAAAGCAGAAGAAGUUGGAACUACAACUUGAGGAGUAUAACUAUGAACACACAGAGACGAGGAUUCAGAAUGAAAGAUUGAGGCAGCUGAAUGAGGACUUGCAGGACCAGCUGGAUCGGAUGAAGCAAGACUUAGAGAUGACACGACUAAACCUUCAGGUCCUUCAAGAUGAGGCUCGCUAUGAACAUCAGCAGAAAGCCAGGGAAGUCCUGAAGGUGUCAAAGAACAUGCAAAAGGAAAGAGAAAGUCUAUUGAGACAACUAGAACUUCUCAGGGAGAUGAACAAGAAACUCCGAGAUGAAAGGGAUGCCUAUGAAGCCAAGAAGCUGGUUAGUCUCAAAAAGCGAGUUGUAGUGCAGAGACGUGACAAUUGCUGCUGCUGUUGCUGUCCUCUGGGAAACUGCUAUGUUCCCUGGGGCCAUUCUAAACCAAUGCAGCCAAAUUGCACGCCUGUCCAGCCAUAUCAUUGUGCGGGCACUAAAGAGCAGGACGGAUAAAUACCAAACUGUUUAAUUUGCCCAGUGCUGGUUACUUUCAGAGUGGGUCAAGAAAGUAGGUUAAACCUGCUUUCGUUCAAAAGAGUGAAUCUCACUUGGAAAGAUGUGUCAGGUCACCUUUUAAGAUGGCUUCAUUUUUCAUGAAUGUAAGCACACUC